CCACACAGGUAACUCAGGGGGAAAAAAAUAGAAAGGAGAGGAGGAAAAAAAACUCCAGGGCUUGUUAUGGAGUUCGUGUGAAAGAAACACGGAUUUCCACCCUUCUUUACCAGUUAAACCAGUAUCUCUGGAUAGAGCACACUCAAGUACUUCAACAGGUAGAGUCUCUGACCGCAAACUCUUUCGUGGCUCCUCUGAAAAUAAUCUCUCCCCCCUUUUCUCUCUCCGUUUACCUCAAUUGAGCCCUUUUGUUCGCUCUUCUUAUCACUUGGAAAAAGGUGGAACCCUUGUGUUAUUUUUAUUUUAAUCUUUGCUUUAAUUGUAGUUUUUACCCUUGUGGUCCCUGAUGGCUUCGCACAGUGAUACUCUGGUGGUGUUCUUUGGGGCAACAGCUGGUGCAAAUGGGGGUAAACUGGGUUCGGAUGAGAGGGAAAUAAUUCUCUUGGUGUGGCAAAUUGUGGAUCUACAUGAGAAAAAGGUCGGGAAGCUGCAUAGAUAUCUUGUCAAGCCAGACUCUUUGGAGCUGACAGACGUGUGUAAAGAGGAGACUGGGCUGACUGUGGACGACCUCCUCAAAGCUGACCCCCUGGACACAGUUCUGCAACAGUUCCAGCAGUCGGUGUCUUCAGAAGUGAAAAGCCUCGGCAGAAGCUCUUUCACACUUUGUGUCGACAGUGCCCUAGUCAUCAGGCAAGCCCUCCACCCUGAAGCUUCCCAAAAGAAUCUUGUCCUUCCUGAAUGUUUCUUUUCGUUUGUGGACGUGAACAAGGAGUUUCAGGAAUGCUGCCCCAACGCCAGCCCUGCGCAGAAGCUCACACCAGCCUCCAUGCUGGAAUAUGUUGGUCUCCCUGCUGUGUCGGAGCAGUCGAUGGGGGCGAGGGAGGUGUGCAGCAUGGUGCAGCUGACACUCCACAUCCUGGCUGAGCCCUACAACCACAAGUUCUCCCGUGUUGAAACGGUGACGUACAAGUUUGAUUCCGGCACAUGCAGCAAGACGGAGCCGGUGGACAGCGAGACUGUGAUCCGAGCGCGGGGGCUUCCAUGGCAGUCCUCAGACCAAGACAUCGCUCGCUUCUUUAAAGGCCUCAGUAUUGCCAAGGGCGGUGUGGCCCUGUGUCUUAACGCUCAAGGCAGGAGGAACGGCGAGGCCUUAGUUCGUUUUAUCAACUCAGAACACCGGGACUUGGCCCUCGAACGCCACAAGCAUCACAUGGGCAGCCGCUACAUCGAGGUGUACAAGGCCACAGGAGAGGAAUUCCUCAAGAUUGCUGGAGGUACAUCCAACGAGGUGGCACAGUUCCUGUCCAAAGAGAACCAGGUGAUUAUCCGUAUGCGGGGGUUGCCAUUCACCGCCACACCCCAGGAAGUGCUCUCCUUCCUUGGUCCGGAGAGCCCAGUUACAGAUGGUGCCGAGGGUCUGCUCUUUGUCAAGUACCCUGACGGACGGCCCACUGGCGACGCCUUCGUGCUCUUCUCUUGUGAGGAGUACGCCCAGAAUGCCCUGAAGAAGCACAAGCAGAUCCUGGGGAAGCGGUACAUCGAGCUGUUUCGGAGUACGGCGGCCGAAGUGCAACAGGUCCUGAACCGCUAUAUGUCCGCGCCUCUGAUCUCCACACUGCCCCCUUCCCCCAUCGUGCCUGUCCCGGUCCUGGCCCAGCCCUACCUUCCAGCGGCCAGCAGCACUCGCGACUGUGUCCGCCUCCGUGGCCUGCCCUACACUGCGGGCAUUGAAGAUAUCCUGGAGUUCAUGGGAGAGAACACCGUGGACAUCAAACCCCAUGGAGUCCACAUGGUCCUCAACCAACAGGGUCGGCCCUCUGGUGACGCUUUCAUCCAAAUGAAAUCACCCGACAAGUCGUUUAUUGUGGCCCAGAAGUGCCAUAAAAAGACCAUGAAGGACCGUUACGUCGAGGUGUUCCAGUGCUCCACAGAGGAGAUGAGCAUCGUGCUGAUGGGAGGAACCCUGAACCGCAGCGGCCUCUCCCCUCCACCCUGCAAGCUUCCCUGUCUAUCUCCCCCCACAGCCUACGCUGCCUUCCCCACCCCACCUGCCAUGCUCUCUGAGGCUGCCCUCUAUCAGCCCCCCCUGCUGGCUGCACCCAGAGUACCUCAGACCAUCUCACACAGCCCUCACACUCUGGCCUACUACCCCCCUCAUUCACACCUGUACAUGAACAUGAACAUGAACUACACGGCUUACUACCCCAGCCCCCCAGUUUCACCAUCCACAGUUGGCUACUUUGCAGCCCCACCUGGAGCAGUGGCAGCAGCAGUCGCAGCCCAACCCCACCCUGGUGUAGCCGCCGCCUCGUCUGUGCUGUCUCAACCAGGCGCCCUGGUCCGGAUGCAGGGCCUGCCCUACAACACUGGAGUCAAGGACAUUCUCAGCUUCUUCCAGGGAUACCAGCUCCAGCCAGACGCCGUUCUUGUCUUGUACAACUUCAGCGGCCAGUGCAGCGGCGAGGCAUUGAUCACCUUCUACAGUGAGGAGAUCGCCAGGCAGGCCAUAGCUGAGUGCUCCAACCACCCCUUCUAUGGCCAGCAGGUCCACAUGGUCUUAUGCAACUGACCACUACCCCUUCAUCUUUCUCCUCCUCCUCCUCACCGUAAUUUAACCUCCCAUUGAAGAGCACUCGCCUCCAAAAUGCUUUACAUGUAGAAACAGCUUUUCCAGUUGAUCCCAGUGCCACUUAAAACAGUUAGUGAACUUGUCCCUUUCCCUCGAUCUGCCAUUAUUAAUACACACCUGACACUGCUGGCCGUGACACUCCUGAAGCUGCUGUUGGAGUUUGUUGAUCCACUGGUGAAGCAGCUGAAGUCACUAAAGCUUCAUGUUGGGCUAAUGACUUUGUGGAUGUCAAACGCAUGUAUUUGCGCCUACUGUAAUAGCUAGUUGUGGAGACAAGAUGGUAUGGAGCCUGGACAAAUAUGCAUGUAUAUUUAAAUGCUCUUUAUAUGUGUGUGCCCCCCCCCCCCCUCCCCAUAUGACUGUACAGAUAUUCAUCCUGACAUACUUGAGGCUGUACAAACCACUACUGCACACGAUUCUUUCUGUAUAUUUCUAAAUUUUCCCUCUUAACCACUACAAGAGUUUUGACUUUUCAGAGUUUAUGAGUCUCUGUGUUAGCGCUAUGCUAACACAGAUGUGUGUAUGUGCAUGCACAAUGUUUAUUGAGUUGAUGGCCUCCAGCAGUGUAGCGGUGCCAUUUAAAAAGCGAGCGAGAAAGAAGCCAUAAAGACCAGACUACUGAAUCAACAGAGGGAAUAUUAAACUGUACUUAACUGUUAUGGAUUGAUUUGAACUAACCUUGGCUGCAGUGACUAUUGGUUAAAACUACAGCGACGCUAGUGUACCAUCUAAUUUGUAACUUUAUCUUUUUCUGUAAAAAGCGUUUAUGUGACAUGUAUGUCGACCAAUUUAGACUUUUUCUAAGCACUACAGAUGUAUUCAAUGUAAGAGUUAAGUGACAGCGUGUCUUUAACAGUAGAAUGACGAAUUGAUCCCAUUUUUAUUAAUCUCACUUCCUUAAAUUUCUUUGAAAUUUGUGUUAUGAAAUAUAUGGACUAAGGUGUAUCCUGAAGCCUUUUAUAUGAUCGACCUCAGCUACUAGAUCUCUUGGGUUUUGGUUUCCAGACCAUCCGUAAUGAUCGGACCAGAGGACUGUGUAAAAGCUGCAUGAGUUUGCAUGAGUACACACUUUUUACCAUGCCUACAUUACCCAGAGUGCAAUACUGGCCCAAACAAGGCUAGGUCAACCUCUGGUGGCAGAGGAGAAAUGUGUUUCUUUUGUUGCAAGUUUGACACUUGUAUGACUUUAGAUCUGUUUAUAAGACAAAAACAAUAAAUGUUGACAAUAA
This is a messenger RNA of Cottoperca gobio, 3858 nucleotides long. RefSeq names its product epithelial splicing regulatory protein 2 (gene esrp2). Gene Ontology annotation, molecular function: RNA binding. NCBI's taxonomy places the organism in Eukaryota, Metazoa, Chordata, Actinopteri, Perciformes, Bovichtidae. The record is from RefSeq and is a predicted model, not a curated record.